Messenger RNA from Panicum hallii, 1207 nucleotides. RefSeq names its product nifU-like protein 4, mitochondrial. The transcript is spliced from 6 exons. Gene Ontology annotation, biological process: iron-sulfur cluster assembly. Gene Ontology annotation, cellular component: mitochondrion. Gene Ontology annotation, molecular function: iron ion binding; iron-sulfur cluster binding. NCBI's taxonomy places the organism in Eukaryota, Viridiplantae, Streptophyta, Magnoliopsida, Poales, Poaceae. The coding region runs from base 38 to 874 and encodes 278 amino acids. The record is from RefSeq and is a predicted model, not a curated record.
AGAGAAGCAGGAGAGCACAACGCCACGCAUCAAGGAGAUGGCCAUGGCGAGGCGGAGGCUUCUCGCGCUCGCAUCCCAGCUCCAGAGGAGGGCUCCAGCGCCGCCGGCGACGCAACCGUGGCGGCACGCCACGCCCCGGUUCCUCUCCUCAGCGGCGUCCGGCCCCCUCGACCGCCUGAAGACGCCGCCUCUCGCGCGCCCAGCGGCCAGGAACCCCGCCUCCUCUCCAUGGGAUCGAUUCGGAGGAGGGCAGAAGAGGACCAUGUUCAUCCAGACACAAUCCACCCCAAACCCACAGUCGCUCAUGUUCUAUCCCGGAAAGCCAGUUAUGGAGGUCGGGAGCUCUGAUUUCCCAAAUGCUCGGACCGCGAUGACAUCCCCGUUGGCUAAGGCACUGUUUGCGAUCGAUGGUGUAACCAGGGUAUUCUUUGGAUCUGAUUUUGUAACUGUUACAAAAUCAGAAGAAACUUCUUGGGAUUACCUUAAACCUGAGGUUUUUGCUGCGAUAAUGGAUUUUUACUCAUCUGGGCAACCACUUUUUCUAGACUCAAAUUCUGCAGCUGCUAUGGACACAGCAAUUCAUGAGGAUGAUUCAGAAAUAGUUGCCAUGAUAAAGGAAUUGUUGGAGACUCGCAUUCGGCCAGCUGUUCAAGAUGAUGGUGGUGACAUUGAAUACCGAGGAUUUGAUCCAGAAACAGGAAUAGUUAAGCUUAAAAUGCAAGGUGCCUGCAGUGGCUGUCCGAGUUCAUCGGUCACAUUGAAGUCUGGGAUAGAAAACAUGCUUAUGCACUAUGUACCUGAGGUGAAAGGAGUAGAGCAGGAGCUUGAUGGUGAUGAGGAAGCUGAGCUAGCUGGAGCUGGACAGAUGGAGUGAGUUUUUGCAGAUUUUGCAAGGGUCAGCACAUCCUCUUCAAAUCUUAGUGAACUCUGCGUGUAUGUUUGGGGAGUUUCAACAUCCCAAAAGGUUAUCCAUAUGUUUAUUUUUCGAGAAAGACUUUUGCGAUGAUUAGCUGUCCAUAGCAGUCAUGAUGUAUGCAGGAGGCAGACUACCAUAGAUAGCGGAGAGGCAGCAGUUGUCUGAACCAACAUCAGUUGCACUAGGAUCCAAAUAAAAUUACACUGUGAAUUGCUUUUAUUUUGCCGAAUUGCUGUAUAUAUGCUGAGCUUGUCAAAUCAAUUACGAAGGUAUCGAAUUUAGCGUGACAAA